Pisolithus orientalis is the source of this 588-nucleotide messenger RNA. RefSeq lists its product as uncharacterized. Bases 62 to 382 code for a protein of 106 amino acids. The record is from RefSeq and is a predicted model, not a curated record. Gene Ontology annotation, cellular component: RNA polymerase III complex. Gene Ontology annotation, biological process: regulation of DNA-templated transcription; termination of RNA polymerase III transcription; DNA-templated transcription. Gene Ontology annotation, molecular function: nucleic acid binding; zinc ion binding; DNA-directed RNA polymerase activity. NCBI's taxonomy places the organism in Eukaryota, Fungi, Basidiomycota, Agaricomycetes, Boletales, Pisolithaceae. The transcript has 5 exons.
ACCCCUUUGUAAAUACUCGCUCGUUACCACUACCUAGGUACCAUACCGUGUGCUUGUUGCAAUGCUUUUUUGCCCAACCUGUGCGAACUUGCUCGUUAUAUCUUCCGAGACGGGCUACAACAAAUGGGCUUGUAAUACCUGUCCUUAUGAAUUCCCGAUUUCAAAACAGAUGACCUCCCGCACUCGCAUGAAGCGCAAGGAAGUGGAUGACGUGCUGGGUGGUGACGAGAUGUGGAAGCAUGCAGAUUCUACUGACGCUUCAUGCGACAAAUGCAACAAUUCGAGGGCAUUCUUCUAUCAGCUGCAGAUCAGGUCUGCAGACGAGCCAAUGACUACAUUCUACCGGUGUACCAAAUGCCACUACCAAUGGCGUGAAAACUGAUGAGUCGUCGCCGAUAGCACCUGACGGUGUAUCGUGUCUGAGAUAGCUAUAGUGACGGUGGAAUAAGAAUUACAGGCCGCCCAUGGCCAACACCGUCAUAAGUGUACACGAAUAGUCGUCCAGAGGCUGCAAACUUUCACCUGAUGCCAUUUACCGGGUAAUGAUUUGAUCUGAUAUUUAUCGUGCACGUGAGAAACAGGAGGUUA